Molecule: messenger RNA, 464 nt
Organism: Capsaspora owczarzaki ATCC 30864
Lineage: Eukaryota; Filasterea; Ministeriida; Capsasporidae
Product: 50S ribosomal protein L36e
Exons: 3
Coding region: 54-368 (104 amino acids)
Biological process (GO): cytoplasmic translation
Cellular component (GO): ribosome; cytosolic large ribosomal subunit
Molecular function (GO): structural constituent of ribosome
Source: RefSeq, a predicted model, not a curated record
AACAAAAACCAAAUUCGACCGCUUUGGGUGAACGUCCUCUCUUUUCUGCAACAAUGACCGUCGAGUCUCUUUCUGUCGGCCUUAAGAAGGGCUUCAAGGUCACCUCGCGUGCCCGCCCCGUCCGACCUGUCUCUCGCAAGGGCCACCUUAGCAAGCGUGUCAAGUUCAUCCGCGACAUCGUCCGUGAGGUUUCCGGCUAUGCCCCCUACGAGCGUCGCAUUAUCGAACUGCUCAAGGUCAGCAAGGACAAGCGUGCCCUCAAGCUCGCCAAGCGCCGCCUCGGCACCCACUCUCGUGGCAAGGCAAAGCGUGAGGAGCUCCAGGACGCCCUCGCACAGAUGCGCAAGGCUGCCUCUGCCCACCACUAAACCGUUUGCUGCUCUGGUCUAAGCAAGCUCGACAAUUUUUUUUCCAGUGCAUGGUUUCUGUUUGUGCUGGAAUAUAAUCCCUGUCCCCCCGAUUUA